AUGGCAAAAUCCCCUCCAUCCCCUAUCACUUCAGUAUCAUCCCCUACCACUCCAGUAUUUUUUACUCGGAUCAGUGAUAGGGACCUGACUGAGAUCGAGCUACAUUCCGUGGAGUCCAUCAACGACCUACACCGCACCCACCCAGUAUACAACCACAAAGGUACCAGACAUUGCCAGGCUGUAUCGUGUAACUAUAGACUUGCAUCCAAAGGCACCACUGAAAUGUGCUGCUCAUUGCUCCCCAUUGCUUAUAGUCGCUAUAAUCUCCACUGUCUCUAUGGUCUCUUCAGGCAGCAGACGACCUCCUCUUCCUCCUGCUCCCUCCACCAAUGGGAACCUCCAUCUCAGGGACAGACCGAUUGUCUGUCAGACAGGGCAUCCAAUGAGAAGUCGAUGGCAGAGUACGCUCCGAGACCUGUUGACGCCCACCUCGUUUCGAUACACCAUGAUAGCACUGAUGCUAUUGAUGCUGCUUGUUAUCUUCUAUUUCUUAGGUAAAGCUAUUCACUUACUCUUUCAUGAUCUGAAAUCCAACGAUGCACGUUUUGCCUUGGUGUCCCUUUAUGUGACUGUUUCUGCGUCCCCCCUCCAGUGCAGCAGGGCAGCGCUCUCCGGUCCCUGACUAAGGCAGUGAUGGAGAGACAGGCUGCGGCCCUAAAGAUCUCCCAACUCAUCCAGGAGCUGCAGGCGCUGCGCCAUAACCUCUCAGCCAUCACGGGAGGACCCUGA
Messenger RNA from Coregonus sp. 'balchen', 729 nucleotides. NCBI's taxonomy places the organism in Eukaryota, Metazoa, Chordata, Actinopteri, Salmoniformes, Salmonidae. The record is from the annotation of a GenBank genome assembly.